This is a messenger RNA of Neospora caninum, 3450 nucleotides long. RefSeq lists its product as hypothetical. The coding region runs from base 1 to 3450 and encodes 1149 amino acids. NCBI's taxonomy places the organism in Eukaryota, Apicomplexa, Conoidasida, Eucoccidiorida, Sarcocystidae. The transcript has 8 exons. The record is from RefSeq and is a predicted model, not a curated record.
AUGGGACUCGAGAGCACGGCAACUCCGCGCGCCUCCCGGUCGAUUUCUCCGCUCUUUCGGGGUCGGAAAAUUUUCCUCCUGGGUUUUGACGACGACAGCGUGUACGAAGACGCUGCACUCGCCCUCGCCGCUCAGGCCUGGGACCGCCCCUCUCGCUUCUCUACCUCGCCUCUGGGCGAUGGCGGCACGGGGGCGGCGCGGCCUUCCGGCGUCUGUGGGGCGAACGCCGUGGAGGGACCUGCCUGUCUCCGCCGGAGAGACAGGGCGCAGCACGAGCUUGGCGCGCUCCGACAGGUGGUUGCGGAAGGCGCCGCCGCUGCGGUGUUUGCCAGUCUCGCGUCUGUGCGAGACAGGCGAGACACUGGAGACAGCGGAGACACAGGGGACAGUGGAGACAGGAUCCCACGCUGCGGAGGAGGCGAGGAAGUUGAGGCAGGAGACGGGAGAAGCGCAGAGCUGGAGAGUCUCGCGCGCGCGGCGGCGACACUCCGAGAAACAAUGGAACUCGUCAUUCAACAGCACGCCGGCAGGGUCGUGUCUCGUGGGUGGUCUCGCCGUUCGUCAGCCCCCGGCGACAGGCGAAAGCGGCGAGGCGAGAACGACUGGACACAAGACGAGAUGGAGGAACGUUUUGGGGUCGGUGCGGGGCCAGAGGACCGCAACGCGGCUGCUCUCUGUGACGCCGAAAGGACGCUGAAAGAUCUCGUGGCCGCCGACUUCGUGAUUUGUAACUACGGCGCUGCCUUCAGAGCGUUGCGUCGCCUCGUGAAAAGCCUGGAAAGAGGGGCGAGAGACAGCCAGAGGGGAACUGAGCGCAAAGCAGGGAGCGAGGCGGGCGCCGACGGGGAUCUAACUCCAGAGCACGGCGGUUGGAGCAGACUCGGAGACAUUGGAGAGGCCGCCGCAGCUGCGCUCUCGGGGAUGCCGUCUCCGUUCUUCCCCCUCCCUCUCCCUUCGCUGUUCCUCGAUCGACGCCGCCUGCUCUCCCCCCUCUGGCUGUUCUGCUGUGUCGUCGACUCCUUCCUUUACCACCCUUUCUACUCUCCUUUCUUCGCGGUCUCCGCGUCGUUCCAUUCCGCAUUGCCUCCCCUCGCCUCGCCACUGACCCUGGAAAACACGGCAAUCCCACAUCCACCUCUCGCGUUUUCUUCCUCUUCUUCCUCUUCUUCUUCCUCUUCCUCUUCUUCCUCUUCCUCUUCUUCCUCUUCUUCAUUUUUUCGACUGCCGUUCUUUGCGAGCUUGGCCGGAAGCGGGGCAACGGAGGAGGCGAGCAAUGGAUGCGUGCGGAUUUUUUUGUUGGGGACGGCGCGGCGGAAGCGACGCGUUCGCAUCGGGCCUGGGCAGGCCGGGCGACGAUCCGCGAGGGGAGAAGAGAGAGACUGCGAGCGAGAUCGCGAGGGCGAACGUGAGGACGACGGGGAAACGUCUUUCAGCGAGGAAGAGAACGGAGAGGGCGACGACUGGCUGGAGCGCUUGGGGCUCCUGGACCGGAGAGACUUGGAAGCAGAAGAAAGCGUGGAGACAAGGCAGCGCGAAUCGAGAGAAGGGAAACGGCCAGAGAAGGGGACGAGCGCUGGGAAGCGAGAGGUGCGGGCGCAAACCGACUUCGACUUGCUCUGUCUAGCGGUGAGCUGCUGCGGAGCGCAAGUGGCAACCAGGCGCGAAGUCGAAGGUGUAGGAGCGCGGAGGCAGGAGGGCGGAAACCGAGCGCAAGACUCGUAUGCUGAGUUCGCGGGAGCGAACCCUUGCGCGGAAGCCGCGAGAGAGCAGCAAAGCAAAAGACAAGAGAGGCGAUGCAAUUUCCUCGCCGGGCUCGAAAUGCUGCGAGCGAACGCUGUCCCCUUCCUCUCGAUUCAGUGGAUCGUCGACAUGUACCAGUCUGGGGUCGUUCCUCCGCAAGGCCCGUACCUGCUUCAGAUCCCUCCUUUCCCUUCCCUGGCACCAUCUCUUUCGUCCCUGAACGCGGGAGAGAAGUCUAUCAGUCACGCCCACGCCGAUUCUCUCUCUUCGUCCCUCGCUUCUUCGCUCCCUUCCUCUCUCUCUUCUGUGCGAGCGGAGAGCACUGGAGCGCGAGGGGGACGGGAGAGUCUCAGCGGCUUCGCCGUUUUCCUCUCCGUCUUUGUGGCUCUUAAGAGGCCUUCGCUGAUCGAGACUUGCAGGGAGCAAGGCUGUUUCUCUGUCUGUGUCGUUCCGCCCCUCUUGCCGCUCUGCGCCUCCCUCGUCCUCGACCUGGCCGACCUGCAGGGGCUCUUCGACGCUCCAGCCUGGAGUGAGAGCGUCGCCGCGUCGUCGCACCUUUUGUCUCAGCCGCUUUCGUGUCCCUCCGCGCCGCCAUUCUCCGCCUCGUCGCGUUGCGAAGAGAGCCAAGAGAGCGACACCGGUCCUGCAUGCGCCCAGCGAGGGAAGGGGCGACGCGCGGAAGCUGCUCAGCGGGAGACGAGGCGAGGCAGGCGCGAACGGCGGGCGGGCGAGGAGAUAGAGCGGACGGAGAGGGGUGAGAAAACGACGAAGGCACAGGCCGACACCGAUCCCAAAAGCGAACUUGACCAGCGCUGCCACGAGUUGCUUCAAGGGACAGAACGUUUCUUCCACAAGGACGAUCUCCACAGUGUCUUGCGGGCCAUGGCGGCACCGUGCGAGCACGCGCAGACCCUACUUGUUGUGAGCGAGGAGGAGCUCGAGGCAGGUCUAGCUGGCUACCUCGCACACACUCUCGAGUGUUUCUACACCCACCGCCUGUCUGUCGCACCAAAAAAAAACAGCGCCGAGACUCCGAGAGAACGAGGUCGCCUGCCCCCCCUCUCCGGGCCUGCAGACGCCCCCCUCUUGCGCGUGAAGCGAGAACCCACCGAAAACCACGCUGCGUCUCGCUUUGCUCCCUGGGCAGUCGUCGAGCCCGCGCUUCUGGUCGACUUGGCAGUUUCGCCAGCGACGCGCCGCCGCAUCGGAGUCGUGGACUCGCGAGUGGACAGACAAAGAGAGCGAGGAGGGAGAGAAGAGAAAGAACAGGAAGAAGAAGAGAGAGAAGAAAGAGAAGAAGAGAGAGAAGAGAGGGUUCUGCAGAUGGCGACGCCAGAGUGGCUUCAAAGUUGCUGGAGACGACCGAGAGGGGCGCCGAGGGAACAUUUCACUCUUCAGAGUUUCUUUCCCCACCACUUGCUCGACGGGUUUGUCGAAGACCUGCUGCCCGAGGACCGUCAGACACAUUCCUUUCAUCCGACAGAGGGCGAAGAGGAGACCGAGCAGCGGCGCCUCCUUGCAGCUCUCGAGGCGGAUGUCGUCAUCAUGGCGCGAGGCGACUCGCAAGACAGGCGAAUGCAGAGGAGAAAGCUCCUCCAGGAAAACCAAGAAAGAAGAAGGCAGGAGGCCCUGCGGUGCCACGAGUUGUACUUGGAAGCUGGGCGGCAGUGGACAGAGCGGCUGCAAGGAUCCAAGAGGAGAGAAGGGUGA